Molecule: messenger RNA, 584 nt
Organism: Photinus pyralis (common eastern firefly)
Lineage: Eukaryota; Metazoa; Arthropoda; Insecta; Coleoptera; Lampyridae
Exons: 2
Coding region: 80-457 (125 amino acids)
Source: RefSeq, a predicted model, not a curated record
CGUUUCUUGCGGUUGCACCUAAACAUACGCAACUAAUUUAGUCAGCAAAAAGUGCGCGCGUGAGAGAGGGUGCUUAAAAAUGAAGUUCGUAAUUGAACCACGAUCGAGUGUGCAAUAUUUCAAUAGUCAAAAAGAUGAAAACAAUAACUUCACUGUGAAUAGGAAAACGACGAGAUCUUUAUUUGGACUUCCAAAGAUUGAGGAUAUUGAAGUGUUAUUGGAAGAACAGCAGAAGAUUGACAUGGAUAGGUUUAGAAUUAAUUUUGGCAUUGACAUCGCCCAGUUAGACGAAUGUGCAGAUUCCCGGUCGAUUUUGUCAAGCAAUUCCAAUGAAGGCAGUCGAUAUAGGAAGCCAAGAGCGAUUAUGGAUUUGGACAAAAGGAAGACGGGAACCACCGCCAACGCAAAGUCGCGCACAGUAGAAAAUGCAAAGGAAAAUACAAGACUUCUCAUGUGAUUUACUGUAGAUAGUUUUAGCAUUAAGGACAUAGCGGAAUAUAAUUUAUUUUUAUUACUAUAACGUAUACGCAAUCAUCGUUUUGUUUUACAUUACUUAUACUGUAAUAAUUUUCAUUUAAUAUGAU